GUCAUCCCCUCAGUCUGUAGCCCUUUUGUCUGAGUGCCUGGCAAGGGUGACGUGGGGCUGUUUCUGCGGGCACAGCUGCAGCACUUACCGGAGUGGAGGCAGGGCCCAGGCAGCACUGCCCUCCAAGAUCUUCCCUCGGGCUUUUCAGCAGUAAGGGGUCAUGCACCCUAAGGGCCUCCACUUGGCUUGACCUUGCUGCGGGGGCUCUCUGUCCCCAGGAACAGUGGAGAUGGCAAGCUUAUCGAGACCCUCUCUGCCCAGCUGCCUCUGCUCCUUCCCCCUCCUCCUCCUCCUCCAAGUGUCUUCCAGCUAUGCAGGGCAGUUCAGAGUGAUAGGACCAAGGCACCCUAUCCGGGCUCUGGUCGGGGAUGAAGUGGAAUUGCCAUGUCGCAUAUCUCCUGGGAAGAACGCUACAGGCAUGGAGGUGGGGUGGUACCGCCCCCCCUUCUCUAGGGUGGUUCAUCUCUACAGAAACGGCAGGGACCAAGAUGGAGAGCAGGCACCUGAAUAUCGGGGCCGGACAGAGCUGCUGAAAGAUGCCAUUGGUGAGGGAAAGGUGACUCUCAGGAUCCAGAAUGUAAGGUUCUCAGAUGAAGGAGGUUUCACCUGCUUCUUCCGAGAUCAUUCUUACCAAGAGGAGGCAGCAAUGGAAUUGAAAGUAGAAGAUCCUUUCUACUGGGUCAGCCCUGGAGUGCUGGUUCUCCUCGCGGUGCUGCCUGUGCUCCUCCUGCAGAUCACUGUUGGCCUUGUCUUCCUCUGCCUGCAGUACAGACUGAGAGGAAAACUUCGAGCAGAGAUAGAGAAUCUCCACCGGACUUUUGAUCCCCACUUUCUGAGGGUGCCCUGCUGGAAGAUAACCCUGUUUGUAAUUGUGCCGGUUCUUGGACCCCUGGUUGCCUUGAUCAUCUGCUACAACUGGCUACAUCGAAGACUAGCAGGGCAAUUCCUUGAAGAGCUAAGUAAGUUCUCUUCUCUCUCUUAUAAGCAGAGAAUAAAAAGCCAGGAAAGGGAAACAGAAGCAACAAGAGGAAGAGGGGGGCUAUUGAGGGAUCACAUUCCCAGAGGAAAGGAGGAGCUGGAGAGCCUGGGUGGAGGGAAGACUCCUCCUGGGAGGUAGAGGGGAAAGAGGCCAGCUGUUAGAGACACAUUUACAGGUGGCAGAGAAGCUGGAGGCACUCCCAUCUGCCACCUGAUUCAUUCCUCCUUCACUGCCCCUAAGCAGGAAUCCCACCCUAGCUGGUCUCAUUGCCCAUUCCACAGCAACUGCCCAGUGCCUCACCUCUCAGAUCGACCAUUGAGGCAGGAAUGGAGACAAGAUGACCCAAAGGGCUUUUCUUCUCCCUAGUUCAAUGGUUUUAUGAUACAUACUACUGACAUAGGUUUUUCAAGUUAUUUUCUCCUUCUUCUAGGAAAUCCCUUCUGAGUGAUGUCACAUCUUGGCAGGGGUGGAGGAGAGCCUGGUUGCCCAGGGAUUGGUCCUUGGGGACAUCUCAUCCAUCAAGUUGCACACUCACUGGCAUCUUUGCUAUGGGGACAUUCCAAUUUGCACUUUCAGGAACACUCUGAAUUCCAAGUAGAAUUGAUUUCCCUUCUUCUCUCAUCUACCUUUUCUCUUCCUUCAUUUUCCCAUUUUUAUUACCCUUCUUUCCAUUUCUCUCUCCAGUCUUCCACCUGGAAGCCCUCUCUGACUAAGGACAGGCAGGUGCCCCUCUCUCCAUCAGAGGACACCUGUACUGGAGAGCAACACAGGAUGGUCUCUGCCAUGAACUGGAGGCCAGGAAUCUCCUCACUGAAAAUUACAGUAUGAUAACUUUGCAAAUGGUGGUUGUUUCUUCCAAGACUCCAGCCCUGAUUGCGCAAAACUGAGAGGCAUGUGAAGGGAAGGAAGAGGAAGAGUGCAAAACAUUGAAGAGAGAGCUGAGUGAGCUGAAGAGUGAGGAUAUGGGUAGCUCCAACCCAAACCUGGAGAUGGGGGGAAACCUACAGAAUACUAGCCAGAGCUCCACCUUGUCUUGGUAGCCUACUAGGGACCUGAGGAAGCAAAAAUGAAAGCUGGGCAACAUGCCUGCUUUAGAAUGUUUUCCUUCUACUUACACAUCUUCCACAGGUCUCAGAAUCUUUCCUUCCUUUCAUCCUUUUCCUCCUAUCUUCAUAUCUAUCAGAGUAUCCACUGUUUAUUCAACAACUACUACUUGAUGGUCAGACACAAACAAGCUAGGUGCUAAUUAAUAACGAUACGAGUUUUGGCCGGGCGCGGUGGCUCACGCCUGUAAUCUCAGCACUUUGAGAGGCCGAGGUGGGCGGAUCACGAGGUCAGGAGUUCGAGACCAGCCUGGCCAACAUGGUGAAACCCCAUCUCUACUAAAAAUACAAACAAUUAGCUGGGCAUAGUGGUGGGCGCCUAUAAUCCCAGCUACUCGGGAGGCUGAGGCAGGAGAAUCGCUUGAACCCAGGAGGCGGAGGUUGCAGUGAGCUGAGAUCAUACCACUGCACUCCAGCCAGAGUGACAGAGUAAGACUCUGUCUUAAAUAAAUAAAUAAAUAAAUAAAUAUAAUACAA
Nomascus leucogenys (northern white-cheeked gibbon) is the source of this 2559-nucleotide messenger RNA. It is a transcript of the gene MOG, whose product is annotated as myelin oligodendrocyte glycoprotein. Gene Ontology annotation, cellular component: external side of plasma membrane. Lineage: Eukaryota; Metazoa; Chordata; Mammalia; Primates; Hylobatidae. Gene Ontology annotation, biological process: regulation of cytokine production; T cell receptor signaling pathway. Gene Ontology annotation, molecular function: signaling receptor binding. The record is from RefSeq and is a predicted model, not a curated record.